AAUCGCUUACAUACGUAAAAACAAACUUUAAAAUAUAUAUAUAUAUCUUUGCUUGUAUUAGAGCGGAUUGCAUAUAUUUUUUUUAUCAUUGAUAGUGGCGGUCUUACACGGAAGAAGGGUGGAACAACAGGGAAAUACACUGACUACAGAAUCUACACAGAAACCAUGCCAGCGUAUCACUCCAAAUUCACAGAUCCUCCAAAACUGAUUGGAAACAUGGCUCUAAUGCCUCUACGGACAUCAUAUAAAGGCCCUGCCCCCCGAGAAACUUCAGAUUUUGACAUCAUUGAUGAAGCUAUAUACUACUUCAAAGCCAAUAUAUUCUUUAGGAAUUAUGAAAUUAAGAGUGAGGCUGACAGAACACUUAUAUAUAUUACAUUAUAUAUCAGCGAAUGUCUCAAGAAAUUACAGAAGUGUUCAUCGAAGUCUGCUGCCACUAAAGAAAUGUACACAUUAGGAUUACUUAACUUCCCCAUCCCAGGAGAACCCAAGUUUCCACUGAAUGCCAUGUUCACAAAACCAGCCAGCAGAGCAGAAGAGGAUACUAUGAGAAACUACCUGCUACAGAUCCGACAGGAAACAGGAAUUAGAAUGGUGGAGAAAGUCUUCGAACAGGAUGAUAAACCAAGCAAGUGGUGGCUGUGUUUUUCCAAGAGAAAGUUCAUGGAGAAGAGCCUCUCAUCCCCAGGAAUGUGAAGUGAACGACCACCCAGAAAAUAAGACAUAGAUUGAUGACAACAUUGUUAUCCAACAACUGGAUAUGUUAUAAAUUCUUAUUUUGUCUAUAUGACUUGUACAUGUAUGACUGUGUAUGAAUCCCUUCAGAGUUAGCAAACAGUGUAUAUUAAAGUCUCGGUCACAUUUAUCACACAAAAAUACAAACCAUCAGCUUUUGACAGUACCACUGUCAUUCUUAUUGUGUGCAAAUUACAACAUUUCUUUAUUUUAGCAGUUACAGUGGUAAAGCAAGAGUGCGAAUUUAUGGUUGCGUAAAAAAUAUGUUCAUCCAUUAUCAAUGCUAAAUUUUAUGUUAUUGUCAGACAGUGCACCAGCUUAAAUAAAUGCAUACAAUAUAGUUUGUUCAGUUUUGGAAGAGAUAAAGAUAUGGAUGUGUGUUUGAAGCUAAGAAUGAUGUCAUUGUUUGUGUAAUGGUGCAGUGAUAGGUAUGACACAUGUAUUUGUUAUUGCCAUAUAUUUACUGUAAUACGAAUAAUUUAAUCACAAUAAAAUUGUAUGAACAGUG
Molecule: messenger RNA, 1243 nt
Organism: Ostrea edulis (European flat oyster)
Lineage: Eukaryota; Metazoa; Mollusca; Bivalvia; Ostreida; Ostreidae
Product: actin-related protein 2/3 complex subunit 3-like
Exons: 8
Coding region: 166-696 (176 amino acids)
Biological process (GO): regulation of actin filament polymerization; Arp2/3 complex-mediated actin nucleation
Cellular component (GO): Arp2/3 protein complex; cytoskeleton
Molecular function (GO): actin filament binding
Source: RefSeq, a predicted model, not a curated record